Boeremia exigua is the source of this 1362-nucleotide messenger RNA. RefSeq lists its product as uncharacterized. Bases 220 to 945 code for a protein of 241 amino acids. NCBI's taxonomy places the organism in Eukaryota, Fungi, Ascomycota, Dothideomycetes, Pleosporales, Didymellaceae. The record is from RefSeq and is a predicted model, not a curated record. Gene Ontology annotation, cellular component: membrane. The transcript has a single exon.
UGACGAAUCUCACAGGCCCGCCGGAUGCACGACAGGAACCGCCAACAACGGCAAGCCGACAUCAGCAUUCCUAAACCAAUCAAUCCAGACCCCAGACAUCGACCUGCCUUAACCAUGCUGCCUCGAGAGAACAUGGCGUCAGCAUUUAGCUGUCAGCACUAAAGCACCAGCGUCAUACUCCCUCUGUCCCCGCCAUCAGCAACACUCCAUCACCACACCAUGGCCAGCGACAACGCCCUCUCCGUCCAGCGCGGCAACUACGCCUGGACGCUGCCAGGCCCUCUCCUCAUGAUCGCCGGCCGCCUCGUCUGCAUCCCCCUGCAGUACGCCAUCAUCACCGCGCUGCCCAGCACGCCCACAGACCUCUCCUUCUGGCCCGCCGCACUCCCCGCCCCGCCCGGCCCCCUCGCCGUCUUCCUCGGCAUGACCGCCGUCCUCGUCCUCAAGCAGUCCAUCUGGGUCCUCUACAUCUGCAACGAAGCCGUGACACUCCCCUUCGCGCUGUUCGCCGGCAUCGCCGACUUCAUGUACGAAAGCAUCUGCGCCGCCGUGUUCACGCGCGCGCCCUCGAUCCCGCUCUGGCGCCCGUGGAUGCUGUACGCCGGCGCGGCAGUGCAUGCGAGCGCCGCCCUCGCCGAGCUGGCCGCCGAGCUGCAGCGCAAGCGGUUCAAGGCCUCCCCGCGCAAUGCCGGGAAGCUGUGCGCCAGCGGCCUGUGGGGGGUCGUCCGGCAUCCGAAUUUCGCGCUCAACGUUGUGUAUGGCGCUGCGUAUGGGUUUGCGACCGCCGGGCCGCUGUUUGCGGGGGCCCCGGUGGCAAUGUAUCUCAGCAAUUUCUGCUACAAUGCGAUUCCGCCCAAGGAGGCGUAUUUGAAGGGCAAGUAUGGCGACGAGUGGGAGGGGUAUCGGCGGGUGGUAAGGUGGAAGUUGUUUCCUGGUGUGUAUUAGGGGUUGUCGGGGGAUGUAGAGCAGGAGAUGGAGGGUUGGAGGCGGGAGGAAGUUGUCAAGGACGAAUAACGACAUGCAGGUUCGAAUCAUAUGUCAGUGUGAAGUUGGGAUAAUGAUGUCUAAAUAUGCAGAUGCCACUGCCCAGAAGCUGACAAUAGCACGUACCAUGGUACUAUAAUGUACCUGCAUGUUUAGUUAGAGUCCAUGUUGCCCUUACAGCACGUCAAACCAGACAUAUGCAGACACUCAGGGUUUUCCCGCUUCUCUGUCACAAUUCUGACAGGCGCUGAUGUUUAUGACGUUAGAAUAGUCGACGACGCAUAAGAUCCACUUGAGUUCAACAGUGCUUGGAAUUGCAAACAUUUAUUUCUUAUUGGGCCUUUAAGAAUAUGAACGCGAAUCGAGUGUAAGAGUGUC